Molecule: messenger RNA, 209 nt
Organism: Acanthoscelides obtectus
Lineage: Eukaryota; Metazoa; Arthropoda; Insecta; Coleoptera; Chrysomelidae
Source: the annotation of a GenBank genome assembly
GAUGAAAAAGGUUCUACGACAACAUCCUGCUCGUACAAUCACCGAACUCAGACAAAAGCUUCAAGAAAUAUCGGAUUGUUUUACACCAAAUUUUAUGCCCCAAAAAAUUUCAGCCGUAAUAAAAAAUAAAGGUGAUGUUACCCAAUGGUAAUCUUUCAACUGUUGCUUUGUUAACUUCACGCUUUUAUUCGCACAUUGUUUAUUUGUUC